ACCUGGCUUAUAAUGAUUUCAGUGGCUCCAUUCCUCCAGCCUUUGGAAUGCUGCCAAAGCUCGAAGUUCUGGAAUGGGACAUUCAAUGUUCUCGGGAAUAUGAAGUAUCUGGUGAACUUCAUGAUUGGCAAUAAUCCUCUGCAACCUGGUGUCUUACCCAAAGGGCUUGGGAAUUUAAAGCAGUUGCAGAAGUUAUCGCUAUAUAACUGUAAUCUUGUAGGCGAAAUCCCGGAUUUCUUCGGCAGAUUGACGCAGCUGGAGUGGUUGGACAUGCGGUACAAUCAUCUACGGGGUAAUAUUCCGACCAGUCUAAUGCAGCUUUCGACAUUGGGAGAACUGCUUCUCGAUCAAAAUAAUUUGUCUGGACGAAUUCCUGCCAACAUUCAUCAACUGAGGAGCUUAACCAUUUUGGGUCUUAGCGACAAUGACUUGUCUGGACGCAUUCCUUCUGAAUUACAAUGGGAUUCACUGACUUAUUUCAGUUUAUCCAACAAUAACUUGUCUGGACACAUUCCAGAAGUUCUAGACAAGCAGGCUUACAAAGACAACUUACUGCCCAAUCCAAGGCUAUGCGGGGGUCGGAUUUUAACGCUACCUCCGUGCUCCACUCCAUACAAGUUGUCACCUGAGAGAUUGGCUACCAUUCUAGUGGUACCCUUAUUCAUUGUAGCCGUGGCUUUGAGCUCCAUUUGUCUUUGUCGUUCGUCUCGCAGGAAGCCAACUGACACGCCAUCGUGGAAAAUGACGCCAUUCAUUUCGACAGAAGUAAACGGAUCGUACAUCCUCCGCAAUUUGAAGGAGAGUAACGUGAUCGGAUCUGGAGGUUCCGGGAAUGUUUACAAGGUCAUUCUGCAGAACGGGCAAGCGGUAGCAGUAAAGAAGAUCCGGAACAGGGGUAAACUAGCAGGAAAUUUAAUGAGAAAUGGCGAGCAUGAAGAGAAUAAAAUUGGGGAAGUAGAGGUGGAUAUAUUGGGACUCAUCCGUCAUACCAAUAUCUUAAAGCUGCUCUGUUACAUUUCAAGCGAAGAGUUCGAUUUCAAGCUGCUGGUUUACCAGUUCAUGCCCAACGGUAGCUUGUUCGACUGUAUGCACGGUGACCCAGAACCACAAAUGGCGCUGCAAUGGCCGAUGCGUUAUCAGAUCGCUCUUGGAGCAGCUCGUGGGCUCAGUUACAUGCAUCAUAAUUGCUCCCCUCCAGUAUUGCACAGAGAUGUGAAAUCUAGCAACAUCUUGCUGGACGAGGAUUUUAGGGCUAAAAUGGCAGAUUUUGGCGUAUCCAGAGUGUUCGAUAGGCUGGGUGAUGAGCAUACAGUAUCUGGUUAUGUUGGGUCGCACGGAUAUAUAGCCCCAGAGUACGGCCAUAUACUCAAAGUGAGCGAGAAAAGUGACGUUUACAGUUUCGGAGUGGUGUUGUUAGAGCUGGUGAGUGGAAUGAAGGCUACGAAUGAGGAGUACGGCGAAGGAGUUGGGUUAGUAGAGUGGAUCCGCAACUCAAUAACGAUGGGCGGGGGAGAGGCGGCAGUGUUAGACCGCCGAAUAGAGGAGGAAAGCUGCAUCGAACAAAUGCUACGGGUAUUGCGGGUGGGUCUGUAUUGCACAAAUUGGGACCCCAAACGCCGGCCAUCAAUGAGGACUGUGGUGGAGAUGUUGGAAUAGUUAGGAGCUACCAUCAAUAAGAAUGAUUUGUUCUAUUACAAUCAAACAUUUAUGUGUCGUUUCAGUUAAUAAAUCUUUAAUAUGUACCAAAUAAUAAUCAAUGAAUUUUUAUUUCUGCAUACCUUCAUUUUAUUUAGAAACAGAUCAUUUGAAUAAAACAUAUAGUUAUUUGAGCUGCAUUCCUGUCUAUCUGCUAAUGACUUCUUCGACCAAUAUAUACUUUUUUUGAGCUGACGUCCUGGUUUUUGAUCUCUUUUGGCAUAUCUUUUUUGGGUUCUCUCUCUUUUGUAAU
Messenger RNA from Cryptomeria japonica (Japanese cedar), 1948 nucleotides. RefSeq names its product LRR receptor-like serine/threonine-protein kinase RGI5. Gene Ontology annotation, molecular function: protein binding; protein kinase activity; ATP binding. Bases 13 to 1656 code for a protein of 547 amino acids. Lineage: Eukaryota; Viridiplantae; Streptophyta; Pinopsida; Cupressales; Cupressaceae. Gene Ontology annotation, biological process: protein phosphorylation. The record is from RefSeq and is a predicted model, not a curated record. The transcript is spliced from 2 exons.